This is a messenger RNA of Mitosporidium daphniae, 273 nucleotides long. RefSeq lists its product as uncharacterized. The transcript is spliced from 2 exons. NCBI's taxonomy places the organism in Eukaryota, Fungi, Microsporidia. The record is from RefSeq and is a predicted model, not a curated record. Bases 1 to 273 code for a protein of 90 amino acids.
AUGUUGAUUGCAUCUUAUAGCCUGACAUGCAUCAUAUUUGGACAGAUGGUUUGGAUUAAGCCAAAACUAGAUCGAUUUAAUGGUGCUAUUAUAUUUUCAAUAUUCAAGUGCAUUGAGGUUAGGGUGAAAGAUACCUUUCCGCAUCAAAUAGACGAAAAAGAAACCGCAGGAGAAAGAGACCAAAUAUCCCCAAUGAAAGCGAAGACCGCGCUUUUAGAAGGCGCCAUUCCAAAGUUGAAAAAGAUUUGCGAAAAAAUUGGAGUCUUGCCUUGA